AGUAACACUGUGCUUGAGAUUGUUGGAUUGGACAAUUUAUUAACAGUCUCUGUCCGAGUCCAAAAUAUGUGGAUUUCACAGGGUUCCGAUUGUCAAAAACGACCCGCUUCUCAAAUCAGUAUUUGAUUCGGGGAUAGAUCUAGGGUUUAAAGCCAAUGCUGAAUAGGAGACCAAAGCUGGUGCCUUACGCGGCGACUCCCUUCGGGAUUCUGUCCCAUCCUUCAUCUACUGCCCGUGCCCGUGCCUCUUCCUCCUCCUGCCGCUCCAAACUCUUCAUUGGCGGUCUUUCUUACGAUACAAAUGAGACUGCUCUCAAGGAUGCUUUCUCUCAGCAUGGCCAUAUUAUUCAAGUGAAGGUAAUAUGCCACCCAGUGACAGGGAAAUCCAAAGGGUAUGGCUUUGUCAAGUUUGCCUCAGAAGAUGAAGCUGCUGCAGCAUUGCACAAGAUGGGGGGUGAGGUGAUUGAUGGAAGGAACAUAAGGGUACACUAUGCAAACAGCGGAUGAUCUGGUGCCACUUCUUCUUGGAGGAGUAAGUGUCUUGUCUUGUGUCGGGGUGCAUGGAGAGCUCAACUAAGGCAUGUAUUUGUAGAUAUGUAGUCUUUCGUUUUCAUGGCUAGCAAUAUGCACCUCUGCAUAUGUGGGUUUCAAUCUUGUCCCAUCUCCCCAAUACACAAGUCAUUUGAUAUAUCAUCUAAACAUUUAUUCUGUAUUCUGCUGAAUUUAGACAACUGGAAUAUAUCAAAGCAAGCUUAAUUUCCCCCAGAGUAA
Molecule: messenger RNA, 770 nt
Organism: Oryza sativa Japonica Group (Japanese rice)
Lineage: Eukaryota; Viridiplantae; Streptophyta; Magnoliopsida; Poales; Poaceae
Product: glycine-rich RNA-binding protein 2, mitochondrial
Cellular component (GO): cytoplasm
Molecular function (GO): mRNA binding
Source: RefSeq, a predicted model, not a curated record